Messenger RNA from Closterium sp. Yama58-4, 333 nucleotides. The record is from the annotation of a GenBank genome assembly. Lineage: Eukaryota; Viridiplantae; Streptophyta; Zygnematophyceae; Desmidiales; Closteriaceae.
AUGGAGUUCUGCCCCACGUGCGCCAACAUGCUGCUGGUGGAGCAGGCACACAUGGGGCGAGAGGCGCGGUUCUUCUGUCAGACUUGCCCCUAUGUCUAUGGCAUCACCAGGAAGAUUUCAAGACGGCAACUUGUGGUGCAGAAAGAGGUGGAUGACGUGCUAGGAGGAGAAGAUGCGUGGAAAAAUGUCGACAAAACAGAAGCCUCAUGUCCCAAGUGUGGUCAUUCACAAGCAUUCUUCAUGCAAAUUCAAACCCGAUCAGCUGAUGAGCCCAUGACUCUAUUUUACAAAUGCUGCAACAUGAGGUGUGGUUACAGAUGGAAAGAAGGCUAG